Molecule: messenger RNA, 903 nt
Organism: Naegleria fowleri
Lineage: Eukaryota; Heterolobosea; Eutetramitea; Acrasida; Naegleriidae
Exons: 1
Coding region: 1-903 (300 amino acids)
Source: RefSeq, a predicted model, not a curated record
AUGAAUUACUCCCCUCUCUCCUCUUCUUCAAACUCACCAUCUUCUCCAAUAUUUCCUUCCAGCAUUCCAUCGAUUGAAUUUCUUUCAUCACCGACCAACACUUCACCCAUAGAUUCUUUUUCUAACUUUGAAAGCUUUACAUGGCCAAAUCAAGAGGUUCAGAAUGAACAUCAUCUUCAAGUCCCUUCGUCCUCCUCUGAGACUCUGAAACCAUCUCAGGAAGAACCUGUAGAGUCAUUACUUUGGCUUCAAAACACCUAUUUCUUAACAAAACUUUUUGAAAAAUCCAAUGCAUUGGUCAAGAAAAGAAAACACACACACUUCUCACGUCUCGUUACCUAUCUUCGAAACAAGGAUUUUAAAUACUCCUCUCUGGAUGUUGAUCUCUUUACUGCUCCCAAUGAUCCUUUAAGUGAAAAACUCGAAAAAGCAACACAGGCCAUCUAUUUGCUCUCUGUUCAUUUUGAAUUCCCACAACACGUCGAAUACAUUCGAUUUAGUUUGAAAUCAAUAAUGGAUGCAGUUCCAAUGCUACAACAUCUUCCAAGAGGCAAAUCCAUAUGGGUGAAAAUUAAGAAUCAAUUCUACUACACCACCUGUGAUGCUAAGGAGGAUCGUUUUCCAAAAUGUGACAAUAUUAUUGAAUUGAAUCAAGAUGAUACUAUAUCAAGCAAAAAAUUGGAUAAUUUGAAUGGUCUUAAAGCUGUGUCACCCACUGGAGCUGUAUUGGAGUUUUCUUUGGAAAAGUUUCAAUUCUAUCAUCCGAAUACGAGCUUACCAUGUGAUCGUCUUCAUUCAAGAAUUGAGCUGGUUUGUGAGAGACGGAAUAAACCAAACACCAAGAAAAAAAUUGAUGUAUGGAGUGAAAGGACUGACACUUCAUUUUCAAUCUUGAAUCAAUAA